This is a messenger RNA of Kluyveromyces lactis, 705 nucleotides long. It is a transcript of the gene TIM21, whose product is annotated as Tim21p. The coding region runs from base 1 to 705 and encodes 234 amino acids. Gene Ontology annotation, biological process: protein import into mitochondrial matrix. Lineage: Eukaryota; Fungi; Ascomycota; Saccharomycetes; Saccharomycetales; Saccharomycetaceae. The record is from RefSeq and is a predicted model, not a curated record. Gene Ontology annotation, cellular component: TIM23 mitochondrial import inner membrane translocase complex. The transcript has a single exon.
AUGUUCUGUCAGUUCAUAUCACGUCCAGCCCAGUCUUUGAGUGGAAAAUUCUCAUCCAAGACACUCUGUUUGCCUUUAAUUGCAUCUCCAGUCAGAAUAAAACAUACAGUUCAAGGAUAUUCUACGUUCAAUGCUCAACAGAAUGCAGGCAACAAGCAACAAAAAAAGAAGAUACCACUAUGGCCGCGAAUUAGGGCUUUUACGACUUUUACCUUUUCCGGAAUACUGGUCAUCGGGGCCACUGGUUUAGCUGGAGUUGUCAUCUAUUUGAUUGGAGCAGAGCUAUUCUCUCCUUCGGGGGAUACUCAAAUCUUCAAUCGUGCCGUUAGCAAAGUAGAAAAUGAUGAAGUCGCCAGAAGAUUAUUGAAAUGCAACGAUACGGAAACGUCUACAGAGAGAUUAAAAGCGUACGGAGAAAUUUUAACUGAUGAUCGUUGGACAAGAAAUAGACCAAUCUCAUCGACAAGAAGAAUUGACAAGGAGGGCAAGGAACAUUAUCUCAUGAGGUUCCAUGUAGAAUCCAAGCAGAAAAUGGGGAUCGUUCAUGUGGAAGCCAAAGAAUCCGAUGUAAAUUACCAACCUGAUUUCGUUUCAAUGUACCUUGAUAUUCCUGGAGAAAAACGUCAUUAUUUGAUUAAGCCCAAACUUUCCAUUGUCAAACCAAAAGGAUUCUUGGGAGUUAAUUGGGGCCCCAAAAGAGACUAA